Aspergillus pseudotamarii is the source of this 3838-nucleotide messenger RNA. RefSeq lists its product as uncharacterized. Gene Ontology annotation, biological process: nucleoside metabolic process. Gene Ontology annotation, molecular function: catalytic activity. Bases 163 to 3381 code for a protein of 1072 amino acids. The record is from RefSeq and is a predicted model, not a curated record. The transcript is spliced from 3 exons. Lineage: Eukaryota; Fungi; Ascomycota; Eurotiomycetes; Eurotiales; Aspergillaceae.
CCAGAACAAUGGGAAGGACCGCUUGGGGGCGAGGGCGUGACUGACCAUAAUCUGAACGGCGUGACAGAGGUCAACGAGUCAGAUAUGCCUGCGAUCGAGCAGUACACAAAAUUAAUUUAGUCAUCUCCUGCCUAUGACAACCUGCUGGUGAAGCUUGAGCGAAUGUGCGUUCUAACUCUACCAAAGCCGAAUCUGACAGAGGAAAUAUACGAUACAAUUCACGAUUUCACGGCAGUCCCAAGGGAGGUGAGCAGAAGGAUGGCGCCAGAAACACUGAAUAUCACCUUUCAUGUUGAAUGGAAAUUGCCUAAAGACCAGGCAUAUCCCACUUCCCCAGAUUAUGCCUUAGGAUCGUUUGUCACAAUAACGGGAUCAGCAAGUGACGCACAGGCACUCUCAUGUUCCGAAUAUCUACGCCAGACAUGGCCCACAACUGGCAUCAAAGUCUUAGAUUUAGUACAGCAAGUAUUAAACAUCGCUAGUGUUUCUACAAAGCUACCAGACGGUACUAUGGUUUAUGCAAGCCAGGAGCCUGACUGUGGUUAUUUGUGCUUUAAUGUAGUAGGAACUGUUGCUGCGAUUGUUGAGAUCGGUGCAUGUCUAUCGUGGGUUGGUGCUGUUGCCCAGCCCGCCCCCUACGAGAUAUCCCUUCUCCGGCCAUCGGUUCAUUAUAGGGGAUUACAUCACUUCAACAUUGAAUUUGUGAUACAGCCCUUAGAGCCGUCGAAGCGACACAACAAUGGCCAAUGCUGGCAUGAUCUAUUCAGGGAAGCGGCCAUUGUGGAAGGCUUUCCAAUACCUCGAAGGCCAAUGGGGAAGAGUCUGUGCGGCGUCGAAGCCCCUUUGGAGAUCAUGGCUCGACUAGCUGGGACCCAACGAAUUAAUUUAUAUGCAGGGAAGAUCUUCAUCAAAGGUUUUUCAAAACUGCUCCUACCAACUGGUCAUGAAGAGGAUGUUGUCAUGUGGCACCUCAUAUCAUCCGAGGACGGGAAUCGGGUAUCUUAUUUGGAUGGGAUGAGGCUGUGUCCAAUCCAGAUCCACCUUUCCGACCUCAAAAAAUCUCGCCAUAUACUUGGGUGGUGUUCUGAAAUGAAGUUCUACGCCGGCGCAGAAGAUAUAUCAUACGAUAUUCAGAACUCACGGCUCCCGAAAGCAACCGGCCUUCUCUUCAAUGCUUCAGUCUCGUUUGGCCAACUGAUCACGAGUGUCUCUUCUACCAGCUCUCUCAAGUAUGGCUCGCUCAAUGCGUCUCGGCACGGAUAUAUGAGCAAGCUCAAAUGGUUAAAGAAUAAAUACAUUGUCCUUUGGGACGAGGUAGGCAAGCGUGGCUGGCUAGUUAAUGGAACUAGCGCACUUCUUCAUCUGGUGUGUGCUUCUCUUGCAAUCGACAACCACAAUGAGUUCUCUUCCUUUAUCGUCUUCAACCCCUCCAUGUUGCAGUCCAAAGAUAGACAUCGGCCGUUUUCCGCGUUACAGGUUCUCUUGAACCCCGCGAACCUGCAACUGAAAGUACACCCUGAAGGGGAAGACUACUUCCGAUUCCAAGAUUACGUCUUGAAGUUUUAUGAGACCUUGGAGAAAAUGUUCGACCACCAGAUGGCUAUUACAAGCGAUAUUGCUAGCUCGCCCAGAUCUCAACUGGAGGGCUGGGACUUUACUGAUAUUGUAAUGGAACGCGACCCAAUAUAUCCUCGCGGAACCACACUCGACACUCCGGGCCGGUCUUGGGUUGAACUGACAAGAGCAGUGCAUGCAGUGACACUGUUCGGGCGUAAUUUUGGGGAGAUUAUUCAGCCUAUCCGAUCUUGUUCUGAAUGGGUCAAACUUCCAUUUUAUCGCUCUUACCUGGCUGUAUCUGACUUUGAUCUCCAAAAUAUCAUGUUAUCCACUUGUGGCGAUCUGGAUUCUUGCCCCCCAAAGCUAACAGAUGGCUUAAUCUGGUACAUACCAGAAAAAGGACCACUAGAAUGCACGUGUGAUAGUGGAACAGGAUCACACUCAGACGUCGUUCAAAUUCUCCUUCCUUCUUCCAUGGAAUCCAAGCUACCAAAGCCAAUUCUCCCAUACGAAAGGACCGGGGGCGGCGCGUUUAUUUUUGGACAGCACUCAAUACAUGAAUGGUUCUGGGGCGAGACGGGUAACCCCUCUACAGCGCCUAUAGCUCCACCGUUGCCUGACUUGACGAACAUCAGGAGCUCCCUGUCCGAUGACAGCGGUAUUGGAAGAAGCUUAUUGUCGAACUCCGGUGACCAAGACUGUCCAAAAGCACCUUCAAGGGGGUCAGCUACCCGGCUCUCCAUAGCUGCGAGCAGCCCAAGACCAGCGGAGCGGACAGUUAAUGACUCCUCACAACCACAACCACCGUCACAACUAGGCCCGACGGAUUAUAAGGUGGCGAUCAUCUGCGCUCUUCAUCAUGAACUCGCAGCAGUCGUUAUGCUCUUUGAUACCAGUCACGGAGACGUACCUAUCCCAACCGCUGACCCCAAUUCCUAUGUCUUCGGGAGCAUCUGCAACCACAAUGUUGUCGCUACAUGUCUCCCCGACGGUGAAUACGGCACAACGUCCGCAGCUGAUGUUGCUGCAAACAUGAGACGAACCUUCCCGUGUAUUAAAUUCUGUCUCCUAGUCGGUAUCGGCGGGGGUGUCCCAUCUGCUACUCAUGACAUCCGGCUUGGGGACAUUGUCGUCAGUAAGCCGAAUAACGGAAGCUCGGGGGUUCUAGCGUACGAUAUGAAAAAGACUCUAGAGAAUGGCGUGUUCCAGCUCAAUGGCUGCCUACAGUCCCCGCCCAGGCAUCUCAGGUCAACCUUGAGUAUCAUGCAGUCUAUUCCUACAUCCUCAGUACCCUUGUAUGCCUACUUGAAUGAAAUACAGGACCAAAAUGCAGAUUACAGCCAUCCAGGUCCUGAGGCUGACCUUCUAUACUCACCCAAUUACUCACAUCCGCCAGGCGAACCAAACUGCAUGGGGUGCGACACGUCAAAAAUAAUGCCCCGUCAACCUAGAUCUACUCAGAGACCAGCCGUCCACUACGGCACCAUCGCCUCCGGAAACCAAGUGAUCAAAGACGCAACGACGCGCGACAAAUGGGGUAAGGAAUACGACGUUCUAUGCUUUGAGAUGGAGGCCGCAGGGAUAGUGAAUACCUUCCCUUCGCUUAUUAUCCGCGGCAUUUGUGAUUAUUGCGACUCCCACAAGAAUAGAAGGUGGCAGAGGUAUGCUGCGGCGGCUGCUGCGGCUUAUUCCAAGUUGCUUUUGUCCCGGGUGAGGACGGAUAUGCCAGGUGAGGACACCGGUCUGUACAUGGCAGAUUGUGACCAGAUCCCUGCAUUGGAGGGGCCAGAUGCGAAGCGUCGGCGAAUCUGGGAGCAGGAAUGAUUGUUUUAGCUUUGGUGAUUGAUGUUAUCUUCGUAUGGAGUAUGCCAUGACGAUAUUCAAGAUACUUUUAUCACCCUUGCGUCUCGGCUCUCACACUCUUUUCGGUGAUUUCUCUUUCUCAAUCGAUCACCCGAUGAGUACGGUACUGUCUUGGUUCUUCUGUUCGACGUCUGUCUUCCAAAGGAGUCCAUCCCUCACCCACCUACACCAAUCAUUCAUUCAUAGCCGACAGCUAAGUCGGCCUUCGGUCCGGGGUUAGCUCCGCCUGCUGCCAACUCUACAUGGACGCCAGAAUCGCGCGACUCCUUUCUAUCGAGGCGCUGGCGCCGUUUGCGUCGGUGACUUCUCUACCUGCUGCUUCAACGAUCUGAACAACUCGAUUUAGAUGAUUAACUCCUUCCCGGAGGUAUACUGUACCCCGCUGGAUAUCACGCCCCACUCCCUAGGGCUUCUGUAG